Messenger RNA from Macrosiphum euphorbiae (potato aphid), 738 nucleotides. The record is from the annotation of a GenBank genome assembly. NCBI's taxonomy places the organism in Eukaryota, Metazoa, Arthropoda, Insecta, Hemiptera, Aphididae.
AUGUACCAAAUGAAAAUAUUGACUGAAACAUUGGAAACCAAAGAUCUUAAUAUAGUAGACGCACUGAUAUUAAUUGAUAGUUCAAUUAAAUCACUUACAGAAACUAGAAACAAUAGUACACUGAUUAAUGAACUUAUACCCAGUGCUAAAUCAUUUUGUCUAAAACUAGAUAUUGAUUUUGAUGGGGAUUUUAAUCAACAUCAUAGAAAAAGAUUAAAACCAAAAAAAAAUGAUUCAAAUCAACAAUCACAUGUAAACUUAACUUAUGAAGACUUUUACAGAAAAGAAUUUCUUCAAGUUCUGGACACAUUAAUCGGUUUGUCAUCAGAAGAUUUGAAAUCUUGUCUGAAAAAGCAUUUUCCUUAUUUCCAAAAAAACUGUGACAUGUCUAAUGCAACUGAUUUCAAUAGCGCAUUAUGUGAGAUAAAUAUAUUAAGGCUACAAACUGAAAAUUUGAAAUCAUUGGCUAAUAUCAUGGAUGUAGCCAACAAAUUAAGGACUUUAAUUCCUAUGGCUAAUGAACUUUGUCGUUUGGGUUUGGCAUUAACAUCACCAGUUACCACAGCUUCAAAUGAACGAUGUUUCAGCAAGCUAAAAUUAAUCAAAAACCAUUUAAGAACUACUAUGACCAGUUCCCGAUUAAAUGAUUUGAUUAUACUUGAUUCUGAGAAAGACAUUUUAGAUAAUAUUGAAAUGACAAAUAUGGCAUCGUUAAAAGAAAGAAAAAUUUCGGUGUAA